AUGGCCGACGAUGGACCCGGCACCUCAUCAUCGGCCUCCUCCAUCUCCGUAGCCUCGGCGCGUUCCGCUUCGCCGCCCUCGUCUUCCGCCUCUUCAUCAUCCAAACGACCAGGGCGCCAGCAGCAAUCUCUCUUUCGCUCGUCAUCGCCGAUACGCCAGCGAGAAGGGUCAUGGACGGCUUCAGACAGCAGUGCUGGCGGGGAGGACGGCGAUGAUAACGGCAGCGAAUAUCAGCGGAACCCACACGCCCGGAUGGCGAGGAGGCAGGAUAGCUGGUCUGCUUCCUCUUCUUCGGACGACCAGUCACAGAGAGCCGAAUCGUCUGCCGGCAGUAGUGACGAACAAGACGUGGCUAGCACACUGAAGCGCAAGAUGCUACCGAGUCGACGGCAGGCGGACUGUAGAAGCGUCGCAUCCGCAGCCUCUGACGCCGGUCAGAGCGUCCACACGACAUCGGCUACCCUCGCACUUGAACACCUCAUGCCCUUGAGCCUAAUCCACGCCAUCAACUCCUCGUCCUCCAGCUCAUCUACAACAGGAAUCGCCUUCGCCCGUCCCUACUUCGAAGGAGCGUUACGCGCCUCUCUCCAGACCAAGAGACAGCAGGAAGCCAAGAACCGCGCUCGUGUGAUGCGCAAAGUCGAGCGGAGGAGAUUUCAGGAGAAGAGAGGGAGGGAGAAGAAGCAAGCAGAGGCUGAGAAGGCAAAGCAGAAGAAGAGUGGAAGGGUGCAUGAUGCUGCCGCUGCGGCGGAUAGCGCAGGGGACGCCCUGGAGGGGCUGGAUGAGGAAGAAGACAGCAAAGAGACAAGGGAAUUGCUGGACGCAUUGGCUGCGCAGAUGCUGGCAAAGAGCACCAUUGAGGAGGAGGCAGAAGCGUGGCUCCAGCUCAUCGAGCGCGAGCAAGCAGCUUCAAGCAACCAAGGCGGUGCAAAGAAGAUGAAGCUCAGUACGAGCCAGAGGAGCAGAUAG
Jaminaea rosea is the source of this 969-nucleotide messenger RNA. RefSeq lists its product as hypothetical. The record is from RefSeq and is a predicted model, not a curated record. Bases 1 to 969 code for a protein of 322 amino acids. NCBI's taxonomy places the organism in Eukaryota, Fungi, Basidiomycota, Exobasidiomycetes, Microstromatales. The transcript has a single exon.